Drosophila takahashii is the source of this 3431-nucleotide messenger RNA. It is a transcript of the gene ine, whose product is annotated as solute carrier family 6 member inebriated. NCBI's taxonomy places the organism in Eukaryota, Metazoa, Arthropoda, Insecta, Diptera, Drosophilidae. Gene Ontology annotation, biological process: neurotransmitter transport; transmission of nerve impulse; glial cell growth. The record is from RefSeq and is a predicted model, not a curated record. Gene Ontology annotation, cellular component: plasma membrane. Gene Ontology annotation, molecular function: osmosensor activity; neurotransmitter:sodium symporter activity.
UUCGGUAUUCGGGGCCUCCUCCAUGGAUCGACGGCUAAUCCAAAAUUCAGAGCGACUACGCCGGGGCCAUUAAGUCGUCGAAAGUGCGGUGUUUCUUGCCAGGGAAAUACAGAAAGUUGAACACCCCGAGUAUCAAGUAUACGCGGCGUUAUCUUGAUCCGCCCGAUUGCCGUUGUCGGUUAAUUUAAUCUCAAACUCACGCGGCAAACAAUAACAACGUUGUGCAAUUCAAGGUUUAAAUGUGAUUUAAAAUUGUGUCAACCAGUACUCGCAAUCUGCGAUUGCGAACAUUAAAAAUGAUAGAUAUAGAUAUGAAAGCGGCCCCAGCAUCAGCGAACCAGUGCGAAAACCAACAGCAGUCGACGUUCAAAAUGAUGUUAUGAUAAAGCGACAAGCAAAUAGCAGCCAGCAACUAGCAACACAGCAACUAGCAACCAGCAACUAGCAACACAGCAACAUAGCAACACAGCGACAACAGCAACACGAAUUUCCCGCCUCCCAGAUGGCGGACAAAAAAGAAGCCACCACACCCGACCAGGUGGUGAUCAGUCGUGCCCCGCCCACCGGCUUAACGCCCUUGAGGCACAGCCAACUUUCGGAUAGCGGAGCGGAGAGCUGCUACGAUGGCGACGAGCAGGCGCGACUGAUCCGCUCAUCCUCGUCGCGGGCCCACAAGUUCAUCAUCAUUCCGGCCACGCCGGGAACUCCACCGGGAACGGUUUCCGGAGGAUCUGGACCUGGAGCACUGCCCUUUCGCCAGACCAGCUCCACCACCUCGCUGGUGGCCAUGGCGGCUGCUCUGCACAAACAGCCGCCUCAUCGCCAGGCAACGCCAGUCAAAUCCCGGCCCAGUUCGGAGGUACUGCAGCCGGGCCAGGUGCAGACUCAGCCACCCAUAGCCGCCGAAUCCACCUCCACGGUGACCUUCACCAUCGACGAUUGCGAUGGGCAAGUUGCUGGUCUUGCUACCGUUCCCGUGCCCGCCAUCUCACCCACUCCCGCCACCCUGACCUGCACCACCACCACCACCAUGGCCGGGGAUGCGGUGGCCAUGUCGCCGCUCAGCAUGGAUCUGCGAUCCCGGAUAGGCAGCCACCACAGUAGCAUGCGCUCCGUGGUCUCAGGUUACCUUCCGGGUCUGAGCGACAGCAGCGGCAAUCUGGUCGGAGGCAUAUCGAUGCCCACUUCCGGAUUACAGGCCCCCAAUCCGCUCUAUAUGCAACCGCAGGCCUCGCUGAGCGGCAGUUCCUAUCAGUUUCACGACCUGACCGGCAACCAGAUCUACUCCGAUGUGACCUCCGUUCGCUCGCUGGCCUCCAUUGGCAUUGGGUCCACGGACGGACGCAAGCUGGUCAUCCGGCGAGUGCCCACCACAGCCAACGAGCUGUUCGACAUGGUCAACCCGCAGACGCCGCCACCCCUGGGCAUCGAUGACGACGACAGCUACUUGGACAUGUCCGACGAGACUGCCCACCUGAAGCCGCGCCAGCAGCACUGGGCCAACAAGAUGCAGUUCGUCCUGGCCUGCAUAGGAUACUCGGUGGGACUGGGAAAUGUUUGGCGGUUUCCCUACAUGUGUUACAAAAGUGGCGGUGGUGUUUUUCUAGUACCUUAUUGCAUAAUACUGUUCAUAUGCAGCAUUCCGCUGCUCUUCAUGGAGCUGUCUGUGGGCCAGUACACCGGAAGAGGACCCAUCGGGGCACUGGGUCAACUGUGUCCACUGUUCAAAGGAGCCGGACUCGCCAGCGUGGUCGUCUCGUUCCUCAUGUCCACCUACUAUAGUGUCAUCAUAGGCUACUCCAUCUACUAUUUCUUCACAUCGUUCAAAACGGAGAUGCCCUGGAUUGACUGCAGCAAUAGAUGGAACACACCUGAUUGCUGGGUGCCGCAGCGCAAGGAGAUGAAUGCCAGUGCUCCAGACACAUCUCGCACUCCCUCCGAGGAAUUCUUCGAAAACAAGGUCCUUCAGAUUAGUGGUGGCCUGGAAUAUCCUGGCAUGAUGCGCUGGGAGCUGUUCGCCUGCCUGAUCUGCGCCUGGCUGAUGGUCUACUUUGCCACCUGGAAGUCGAUCAAGUCGUCGGCAAAGGUGCGCUACUUCACGGCCACCUUUCCCUUCGUACUGAUCAUCAUCCUGAUGGUCAGGGCUGUGACCUUGGAUGGGGCUGCCGAGGGCCUGCGCUUCUUCUUCCGGCCCAAAUGGUCGGAGCUGAAGAACGCCAAUGUGUGGAUCAAUGCCGCCUCGCAGAACUUCAACUCGCUGGGCAUCACCUUCGGAUCCAUGAUCUCCUUUGCCAGUUACAACAAGUACAAUAAUAAUAUCCUGCGGGACACGGUGGCGGUGAGUGCGGUUAACAUGAUCACCAGUCUCCUGGUGGGCAUCUUUGCCUUCUCCACGCUGGGCAAUCUCGCGCUGGAGCAGAAUACCAAUGUGAGGGAUGUGAUAGGCGAUGGACCCGGGAUGAUCUUCGUGGUUUAUCCCCAGGCGAUGGCCAAGAUGCCGUAUGCCCAGCUCUGGGCGGUCAUGUUCUUCUUCAUGCUCCUCUGCCUGGGUCUCAACUCCCAGUUCGCCAUCGUGGAGGUGGUGGUCACAUCGAUUCAGGACGGAUUCCCGCGUUGGAUCAAGCGGCAUCUGGGCUAUCAUGAAAUAGUGGUCCUCUUCGUCUGCGUCAUCUCGUGCCUCUUUGGAAUGCCCAACAUCAUCCAGGGUGGCAUCUACUACUUCCAGCUGAUGGAUCAUUAUGCCGCCUCCGUGACGAUCAUGUUCCUGGCCUUCUGUCAAAUGAUCGCCAUUGCCUGGUUCUACGGCACCGGAAGAUUGUCGAAGAAUGUCAAGCAGAUGACGGGGAAGGCGCCUUCGCUUUAUCUCAGAUCCUGCUGGCUGGUCCUGGGACCUUGUCUGCUCUUCGCCAUCUGGGUGCUGAGUCUGAUCAACUACCAUGAGCCCACCUACCACAAUGGACGCUACACCUAUCCGGAUUGGGCCUAUGGAAUAGGCUGGAUGUUCGCCUCCUUCUCGCUGAUCUGCAUACCCGGUUAUGCGGUGAUCAACUUCCUGCGCUCCAGUGGGGACACCUUUUGGGAGCGCAUCCGGAACACGCUGAGACCAAACAUCUACGAGUGCAAGAUCUGCGGCGAACACCACUGCGAACACGACUUUCCCGAGCAGGAGCAGUUCAUGCUGGCCCAGGAAAUGGCCACCAUGUACAAGCCAACCAACCACCACCUGCUCCAUCACGGCCAGAAGUCUGGAUACAACGCCAUGCACGCCUCAUCCUCUCAUGCGGAGGCUGGUGGACCCAGUGGCCCAUAGCUUUUAGGAACCUCUUCCAAAAUUAGCUAUUUCUGAGUAUUUUUAACGAAUCAUUCUUGUAAGUUAACAGCAGAAACUAAAGUAUUUAAAUAAAUUGUAGUACGAGACGAUUGGAUUUAAA